Molecule: messenger RNA, 2337 nt
Organism: Trichomonas vaginalis G3
Lineage: Eukaryota; Parabasalia; Trichomonadida; Trichomonadidae
Product: protein ubiquitination
Exons: 1
Coding region: 1-2337 (778 amino acids)
Molecular function (GO): protein binding
Source: RefSeq, a predicted model, not a curated record
AUGAAUAUGCGAGAAUUCUUCGAGCCUCUUCGGAACGGACCAUUGACAAAGGAGCAAGAGGCCGAAGAAAUCGAAAAUAUCACUCAAUUACAGAAUCUUUUAAUGAAUCUAAAAAAUACAAAGAUAGAAUUUUCGAUUCCAAUUCUCAAAGAGUCAAUAUAUUACAAAGAUAUUCAUUAUUACAACCAAUUCAUAUCAAAUGUCUACUUUGCAGCAGAAUAUCAGCCACAAUCAAUUCCAGAAUUAGCGAAAUUGACAGCGGAAGUCAUUUACAACCACAAAGAAGAGCAAAAGCGCAUGUGUAGAGCCCUUAUUAAAUGGGGUAUUUACUCUCAUUUGGCAGAAUCGAAUUCAGAAUUGCAUUCUUGUCGAUUAUGCUUCAUUAAGAACUGUUUAGACAUCAGUCUAUUUGAUACCAAAUUACUUGUCGUUAUAAUUAAUGACUUUUGGAAAACUUGUUCUCAAAGAAGAUAUCAUUUGUGCAGAUUGUUCGAAUGGUUUGCUCCACAAAUACUUAUAGGUGAUCCUACAUUCUUUAUGCACUUACUUUCGAUUGUAGAUUACGAAAAUAUUUCAGGACAUCUUCCAUCGCAGUUUGGAGAGCUUCUUUCGAAUUUUGAGAGCCUUAGAGACAAUAACUGGAUGCUAUGGAAUAUACUGAUUAAGAAUGUAACUACAGAUGACAGUAUCGAAAGAAUUUUGAAAAAUAAUGAUAUAAUUAAAUUAAAAGAGAUUAUUUCGGACCCUACAUUUGAUAUAAAUCAAAGAAUAAGUCCACAUUGCUUCGAACCAUCAUGGUUUAUCCAAAAUCAUCCAAAUUUAAUUCAAUACGCUGCUUAUUUCAAUUCUGUUGAUUGUUUCAGCUAUUUAAUAGAGAAAGGAUGUGAUGUUAAUGCCAAAGAUGAUAAAGGAAAUACUUUAAUUGAUUUUUGUGUUGCUGGAAAUUCAAUUGAAUGUUUUAAUUUGAUAAAAAACAACAAAACAGAUUUUACGAAUUCUUUACACAUUGCAGCAUUAUUCCAUAAUUAUUCUUUGUUCCAACACUUGUUUAGGAGCUGCUGCCAUGACUUAAAUGCUAUUUCGCUCAUCUAUGGAACAGUUAUUAAUAAUAUUGUUUCAAGUAAUAAUUUAAGGUUAACAAAAUUUUAUGUUGAAAAUGAGAAAUCUUCAAUUAAUGAAGACUUAAUGAGAUAUGCCGCGCGUGUAGGUAGUCGUGAUGUUUUAAGGUACUUCUUGGCAAUGAAUGAUAAACUUGAUAUAAAUUCAAAAGAUGAAAACGGAAAAACCGCUUUAAGUUUGAGUGCAAUUUCAGGACAUUUCAACAUAAUUCAUGAACUUUUGAGCAUGCCUGAUUUAGAUAUAAACAUGAAAGAUAAAGAUGGAAAUACUGCUCUUUUAAUUGCAGCUAAAAACGCUGAUUCAACGAGUAUUUUAACAUUAAUGAUGUCUGAGAAAUUGUAUUUAGAUGCACAAGAUAAUGAUGGAAACACUGCUCUUCAUAUUGGAUCUUUAGAUAAUUGUCUUGACGUUGUUAAAACUCUUUGUAACUCUAAGGAUAUAAACCCGAAUGUUCUAAACAAAGAAGGUGACGCACCAAUCCACAUCGCUACAAGAAAUCCGGAUUCUUGCGGAACUCAUUUUGUUAGAAAUAUGGUAAAAUCAGAACAAGGAAGUGAAGUGAAAUUAGAAGUUUAUAUAAGAGAACAAAAUAGAAUUGUUCAUGUAGAUAUUUUGAAGUUUUUAGUGACACAUCCUAAAAUUGACGUGAAUUUGAAAAGCGCAAUUGGAUGGUCACCUUUGCAUUAUGUUGCAAGAUACGGGCAUUACCAAUUAGGAAAUAUUUUGUAUCAAUACAAAAUGAAAGAAUUGGAUGUGAAUAUAAGAGAUAGAAAUAUGAGAACUCCUCUUCACGUGGCAUGCGAAAGUGGUAGAUUUGAAAUGGCUUGUUUCUUGAUACAACCUGGAAAUUGUAACAUAAAUGCUCAGGAUAUGUUUGGACAAACUCCCCUUCAUAAGGCAGUUUUGGCUGAUAAUUCAGAAAUUUGUCAUAUGAUGACUUUGAGAGAUGAAACUGAUCUAAACAUACAAGAUAAAUACGGAAGAACAGCUUUGAUGAUUGCAGCUAUUAAAGGAAGAAUUGGAUCUAUAAGAAUAUUGGCAAGAAAUCUGAGAAUUAAUCUGGAUUUAACAGAUAAAACAGGAAUGACUGCUUUGCAACAUGCUGUUAAAAAUGGAAGGAAAUAUUGUGCAGAAUUACUGAGAAUUGCUGCUGAUUUGUGUGAUAUGCCUGAUAGCGAAGAUAACUCAAAUGCUGGCGAUGAUAAUGACCAGAUUUAA